AUGGGCGCCUAUCUCUAUGGGCGCCUUUCUCUAUGGGCGCCUAUCUCUAUGGGCACCUAUCUCUAUGGGCGCCUAUCUCUAUGGGCGCCUAUCUCUAUGGGCGCCUAUCUCUAUGGGCGCCUAUCCCUAUGGGCGCCUAUCUCUAUGGGCGCCUAUCUCUAUGGGCGCCUAUCUCUAUGGGCGCCUAUCUCUUUGGGCGCCUAUCUCUAUGGGCGCCUAUCUCUAUGGGCGCCUAUCUCUAUGGGCGCCUAUCUCUAUGGGCGCCUAUCUCUAUGGGGGCGCCUAUCUCUAGGAGCGCCUAUCUAUAGGGGCGCAUAUCUCUAUGGGCGCCAAUCUCUAGGGGCACCUAUCUCUAUGGGCGCCUAUGUCUAUGGGCGCCUAUCUCUAGGGGCGGCUAUCUCUAUGGGCGUCUAUCUCAAGGGGCGCCUAUCUCUAGGGGUGCCUAUCUCUAUGGGCGCCUAUCUCUAUGGGCGCCUCUCUUUAGGGGCGCCAAUCUCUAGAGGCGCCUAUCUCUAUGGUCGCCCAUCUCUAGGGGCGCCUACCUCUAGGGGCACCUAUCUCUGGGGGCACCUAUCUCUAAGGGCGCCUAUCUAUAGGGGGGCGCCUAUCUCUAUGGGCGGCUAUCUCUUUGGGCGCCUAUCUCUAGGGGCGCCUAUCUCUAUGGGCGGCUAUCUCUAUGGGCGCCUAUCUCUAGGGGCGCCUCUCUCUUGGGGCGCCUAUCUCUGUGGGCGCCUAUCUCUAUGGGCACCUAUCUCUAUGGGCGCCUAUCUCUAUGGGCGCCUAUCUCUAGGGGUGCCUAUCCCUAUGGGGCGCCUAUCUCUGGGCACCUAUCUCUAUGGGCGCCUAUCUCUAGGGGCGGCUAUCUCUAUGGGCGUCUAUCUCAAGGGGAGCCUAUCUCUAGGGGUGCCUACCUCUAUGGGCGCCUAUCUCUAUGGGCGCCUCUCUUUAGGGGCGCCAAUCUCUAGAGGCGCCUAUCUCUAUGGGGCGCCUAUCUCUAUGGGCGGCUAUCUCUUUGGGCGCCUAUCCCUAGGGGCGCCUAUCUCUUGGGGCGCCUAUCUCUAUGGGCGCCUAUCUCUAUGGGCGCCUAUCUCUAUGGGCGCCUAUCUCUAUGGGCGCCUAUCUCUAGGGGUGCCUAUCUCUAUGGGGCGCCUAUCUCUGUGGGCGCUUAUCUCUAUGGGUGCCUAUCUCUGGGGGCGCCUAUCUCUAUGGGCGCCUAUCUCUAUGGGCGCCUAUCUCUAG
Closterium sp. NIES-65 is the source of this 1239-nucleotide messenger RNA. NCBI's taxonomy places the organism in Eukaryota, Viridiplantae, Streptophyta, Zygnematophyceae, Desmidiales, Closteriaceae. The record is from the annotation of a GenBank genome assembly.